Messenger RNA from Penicillium vulpinum, 402 nucleotides. RefSeq names its product S26 family signal peptidase. The coding region runs from base 1 to 402 and encodes 133 amino acids. Gene Ontology annotation, cellular component: membrane; signal peptidase complex. Lineage: Eukaryota; Fungi; Ascomycota; Eurotiomycetes; Eurotiales; Aspergillaceae. The transcript has 2 exons. Gene Ontology annotation, molecular function: serine-type endopeptidase activity. The record is from RefSeq and is a predicted model, not a curated record.
AUGGUUGUUUCAUCGGAGUCAAUGGAGCCAGAAUUCUACCGAGGGGAUCUCAUCCUGCUAUGGAAUCAUCAAGAAAAGAUUAAUGUGGGAGACAUUCCUGUGGUGUGGUUUCCUGGGCGCCGUCUGCCAAUGGUCCACCGAGCCAUCGCAGUCCUCAACCAUUCCGAUGAUGAUCAAGGAAGCAUGUCAAGGCAACUUAUAUUGACCAAGGGCGACAACUGCCAAUUUGAUGAUAGCUUCUUUUACCCAGUGGGGAGAUCGUAUGUCCACCGAGAGGAGAUCAUUGGCUUAGUUCAAGGCCAUGUACCCUACAUCGGACGAGUUGCCCUGGUGUUGAACGACAAUCCGGCAUUUCUGUAUCCAGCAGCAGCCACCUUGAUUGCUGUGGGCCUUUGGGGCUAG